Messenger RNA from Scomber japonicus (chub mackerel), 522 nucleotides. RefSeq names its product ALK and LTK ligand 1 (gene alkal1). Gene Ontology annotation, biological process: positive regulation of ERK1 and ERK2 cascade; positive regulation of ERK5 cascade. Lineage: Eukaryota; Metazoa; Chordata; Actinopteri; Scombriformes; Scombridae. Gene Ontology annotation, molecular function: receptor signaling protein tyrosine kinase activator activity; receptor tyrosine kinase binding. The transcript is spliced from 5 exons. The coding region runs from base 52 to 522 and encodes 156 amino acids. The record is from RefSeq and is a predicted model, not a curated record.
ACUUGGACAUCUGUGAACAAAAACAUCGACACGCUGACAGGUCAUGAAGUCAUGCAGGUGGAGAGGAAAUGGCACAUACUAUUGACUAUCUUCUUUCUGCUCAUCACCUCGGGCCAGUGCAUGGACAGCAAAGAGGUUAAGCAGAAAGAGAGAAGAACCCUGUUGGAUCUAAUCUUACAGGUUAUCAGAGACAGCCAGCAACAGGACAAAGCCGUUUCCAGGCGCUGUAGCAGUGGACUCUUCACUUCAGCACAAGACAUGAAGCUCUCCUCUCGUGAAAAGCCUUUCUAUGUUCCUAGGCUGGAUAACAGUAGACUCAUAGAAAUUGUCCCUCGAGAUGUAAACAUGAAAGGCAAAUUCAUUCAGCAUUUCACAGGACCAGUCAAGUUCUCGUCGGAAUGCAGAACACACUUUCAUAGACUUUAUCACAACACAAGGGACUGCUCAAGACCAGCAUAUUACAAAAGAUGUGCAAGAAUGCUAACAAGAUUAGCAAUGAGUCCACUCUGCAUGCAGUCGUAG